AUUAUUGCACUAGGGUUGGCUGGCCAAUGAGCUGCUGCUUGCUAUUAUAAUGGGUCCUAGCAAUAGGUCUGACCUUGGGCUAACAGGGGAGGAGACCCCACCAGCAGGGAGAGUGUGAGGGGACAGGGAGAGCCUGCAGGGCAGGCCCAGGAGAAGCCAAGUGCUCCCUUCUACCCCCGCAGACACCGAGGACCACGCGCCCCCCGUGACUCUCCCCCCAUCCCCGCGCCCUCUGAGCCGCUGGUCACCAUGGCGACUUCGAGGUUGCCCGCGGUGCCCGGGGAGGAGGAGACCACCAUCCUCAUGGCCAAGGAAGAGCUGGAGGCCCUGCGCACCGCCUUCGAGUCGGGCGACAUCCCCCAGGCGGCCUCUCGCCUCCGGGAGCUGCUGGCGUCCUCCGAUAGCACUCGCCUGGAGGUGGGCGUCACGGGCGAGUCGGGCGCCGGCAAGUCGUCCCUCAUCAACGCCCUCCGUGGCCUGGGGGCCGAGGACCCCGGCGCGGCCCUCACUGGCGUCGUGGAGACCACCGUGCAGCCUUCUCCCUACCCGCACCCACAGUUGCCCGACGUGACCCUGUGGGACCUGCCGGGGGCCGGCUCUCCGGGCUGCCCGGCUGACAGGUACCUGAAGCAGGUGGACUUCUGCCGCUAUGACUUCUUCCUGCUGGUCUCCGCCCGCCGCUGCGGGGCCGUGGAGACCCGCCUGGCCUCCGAGAUCCUGCGCCAGGGCAAGAAGUUCUACUUCGUGCGCACCAAGGUGGACGAGGACCUGGCGGCCACGCGCACCCAGCGGCCCUCGGGCUUCAGCGAGGCGACCGUCCUGCAGGAGAUCCGCGACCACUGUGCCGAGCGGCUGCGGGCGGCCGGCGUUGCCGACCCCCGCAUCUUCCUCGUGUCCAACCUCUCGCCGGCCCGCUACGACUUCCCGCUGCUCGUGUCCACCUGGGAGCACGACUUGCCAGCCCACCGGCGCCACGCCGGCCUGCUGUCGCUGCCGGACAUCUCACUGGAGGCGCUGCAGAAGAAGAAAGACAUGCUCCAGGAGCAGGUGCUCAAGACGGCCCUGGUGUCGGGCGUCAUCCAGGCCCUGCCCGUGCCGGGGCUGGCGGCCGCCUACGACGACGCUCUGCUUCUCCGCUCGCUGCGCGGCUACCACCGCAGCUUCGGCCUGGAUGACGACUCGCUGGCCAAGCUGGCCGAGCAGGUGGGCAAGCAGGCGGGCGACCUCCGCUCCGUCAUCCGGUCCCCGCUGGCCAACGAGGUCUCGCCGGAAACUGUCCUGCGGCUCUACUCACAGUCAUCCGACGGCGCCAUGCGGGUGGCCCGUGCCUUCGAGAGGGGCAUCCCCGUGUUCGGGACGCUGGUGGCCGGGGGCAUCGGCUUCGGCGCCGUCUACACCAUGCUCCAGGGUUGCCUCAAUGAGAUGGCCGAGGACGCCCAGCGGGUCCGCAUCAAGGCCCUGGAGGAGGACGAGCCCCGGCCUUCGGUCAGCCUAGAGGCGGCGGGUGACAACGGCGUGGAAAAGCGGGUGUCCGGGGAGGGAACCUGCGAGGAGGCCCCGCUCUCCACCCGCCGGAAGCUCGGCCUGCUCCUCAAGUAUAUCCUCGACAGCUGGAAGAAGCGUGACUUGUUGGAAGACAAGUGACCGCGCAGCCCCUGUCCCCUCGCCUCACCCACAAACCAAGCCUUGACAAAAACCGACCAACCAACCGAC
Acinonyx jubatus (cheetah) is the source of this 1713-nucleotide messenger RNA. RefSeq names its product immunity related GTPase cinema (gene IRGC). The coding region runs from base 250 to 1644 and encodes 464 amino acids. Gene Ontology annotation, molecular function: GTPase activity; GTP binding. Gene Ontology annotation, cellular component: membrane. The record is from RefSeq and is a predicted model, not a curated record. Lineage: Eukaryota; Metazoa; Chordata; Mammalia; Carnivora; Felidae. The transcript is spliced from 2 exons.